This is a messenger RNA of Pygocentrus nattereri (red-bellied piranha), 9370 nucleotides long. RefSeq names its product PATJ crumbs cell polarity complex component (gene patj). Gene Ontology annotation, molecular function: protein binding. The transcript is spliced from 47 exons. NCBI's taxonomy places the organism in Eukaryota, Metazoa, Chordata, Actinopteri, Characiformes, Serrasalmidae. The record is from RefSeq and is a predicted model, not a curated record. The coding region runs from base 307 to 5979 and encodes 1890 amino acids.
AUUUGUUCGAACCUCUAAACGUCUAGUAUUUUUGUACUUUAAACAGUUUAUUUUGUCUGCAGCGCGAAGUAACCGGAGUCACGCUAUUAGCUUGGGAAAAAAAGUUUAGGUUGAAGUAAACUUUUAAUGAACUUGGUUUGAUGCUUUCAGGCAAACUUCACCAAUUCCAGCCGUUUAGCAGAGCUAGUGGAGUUAGCCAGCAACUAACUAACGUGUUGAAUCAGCUGUUAAAAGCCUUGACGCGAGAGAGAAACUGCAGGUUUAUCCUGACAGGUCCUACUACAUCAGGCUCUUCAGGGAAGAGCAAUGUAUGAAAGUGUGCCAACAGUGUCUGCAGCAGAGCGGCAGCAGGUGCUUCAGGCCUUGGAGAGGCUGCAGUCUAAGCUGGUGCAGCGUGAGGAAUGGACUCAUAGUGAGCGUCUGGGAGCACUGAAGGAAGCUCUGCAGAGCCCACUGCUCGGCCAUAUAUUAACCCUGCAGCACUCUGUCAGACAGCUCCACGACCAGCUCAACAGCAUGCCUCCAGAUGCGUGCAGCGAGUUCAGUUUCUCCAGAAAAGGCCAGUUGAUCGUGAGUGCGAGUCGGCCAGGGAGCAGUGUGGGCUCUGUAGUGUCCAAUGGCACAAGUAUGUCCUCAGCGUCCUCCGAGCAGCUCCAGAGAUGGCUCCACGCUGCCGCUAAGGGAAGAAAAAUUGAGCAUGUGAGUCUUUUGAGGCCGUUGUCUGGAGGCCUGGGCUUCAGUGUGGUGGGCCUGAGGCCUGAUGGAGUGGGCACCCAUGGAGUCUUCAUAAAACAAGUGCAGCCAGGCAGUGUGGCAGCCAGAGAUGGCAGAUUGCAAGAAAAUGACCAGAUUCUUGCCAUCAGCGGGAUUCCCCUGGACCAGAGUGUUACCCAGCAGCAGGCCAUUGCUUUCCUUCAGCAGCAGAGGGACAGAGUGGACCUAGUGGUUGCCAGAGACAUUGCACUGAAACCAAGCCUUCAGCCAUCUGGAUUCGUUCAAACAGAGCAAUGGGGACACAUGGAGGAGAUUGAGCUGAUGAAUGAUGGUUCGGGCCUGGGUUUUGGUAUUGUGGGUGGGAAGGCCACUGGAGUGGUGGUGCGAACUCUGGUGCCAAGCAGUGUGGCUGAUAAGGACGGACGAUUGAGGACAGGUGACCACAUCCUGCGGAUUGGGGACACGCCCACACGAGGGUUGAACAGUGAGCAGGUGGUGCAGGUGUUGCAGGCCUGCGGGACUCGAGUGCGCAUGCUAAUUGCUAGGGACCCUCUGGGUGAAGCACAGCCUCCUCCACCUCCCCCACCCGCACCGGCCACCGCACCAGUCACCUCGUUGCCCCCACCCUUACCAGCACGCAGAGCCAGCAGAACACCCAACCUGGAAGGCUAUGAGAUUCACGAAGUGUCCUUAAAGAAGAAGGAUAGCCAGAGUUUGGGCAUUUCUAUUGCUGGCCGCAACACAGCAACCAGUGAAGAUGGUAUGGGAAUUUUCGUGAAGAGUGUGGUCCCAGGCAGUGCUGCAGAGCAGAGUGGGAAUAUCAUGGUCCAUGACAGAAUAAUAGCGCUGAAUGGAGUGAACCUCCAGGGUUUUACCACCCAGGAGGUCUUGGAUGUGAUGAAGCAGACAGGCCAGACUGUGCGCUUCACUCUGCUCCGCAAAAUCCCUUCCCCAAAGAAAUCAUCUGUUGAAAAGUCUCUGGAUAAAGUCCAGAGGGAGCCAUCGCGCGUGUCUCUGAGGAGGUCUGCGGAGAUCAAGGUGCGGGCGGACGUUCAGACGGCCUCUCUGAUGGAGCCAGUGGAGCCGUCUCUGACUGCGAUCAAACAGCAGUCGUCUGGAAGAGUGCGAGAGCGAGUCCCACUGACAGAGCUGGAGUUACGGACCAAAUGGGAGCAGGCGCUUGGCCCUCAAUAUGAUGUUAUGGUUGUUGAGCUGGACCCUGUCAUUGAAGAUGAUGCUGAGUUGCAGAAAUAUUCAAAGCUUCUGCCAAUACACACCAUGCGUUUGGGUGUGGAGUUGGAUUCCUUUGACGGCCACCAUUACAUCUCUACAGUGGCUCCUGAGGGCCCGGUGGCCAAGCAUGGCUUGCUUCGACCAGAGGACGAACUUCUGGAGGUGAAUGGAGUGCAGUUGUAUGGAAAAUCCAGGCGAGAGGCAGUUGCUUUUCUGCGUGAAGUCCCCCCUCCGUUCACUCUGGUGUGCUGUAGACGCCUCACUGAAGAGGGGACGGAGUAUCAGCCUGAAGAUGCUGAAGAGUGGUGCUCCAGCAGCCCUUCAGCCAGCUUACAGGAGCAGGCACAGGUUUUCCAGCAGGAGUUAGCUGAGCAGAGAAAAGUUCCAGAGCAAAGCCUUCCAGAAAGAGAAGUGGAGAGAAAGGAGACUGGAGAAGCAGAGGAGGAGAAUGAUGAGGAAGAGCUGGCUCUCUGGUCUACAGAAGUGCAGGUGUUGGAGCUGGAGAAAGGAGAGCAAGGCCUUGGCUUCAGCAUACUGGAUUACCAGGACCCUCUGGACACUACACGUUCUGUGAUAGUUAUCCGCUCGCUGGUGGCCGGAGGGGUGGCUGAGAGUCAUGGGGGCCUGUUGCCAGGAGACCAGCUGGUGUUUGUAAAUGACACAAACCUGGAUAGCUGCACUCUGACCCAGGCUGUGGAGGUGCUCAAGGCUGCUCCAGCGGGCAAGGUCUACCUGGGCAUUCAGAAACCUCUGGGGGCGGAGGAGAGAAGCAGUCUGCAGGAGCAGGAGCAGGAGCAGUCCCCUGCCCAUACUGAUCUGCCUGUGCCAAAGGGCUUUGGGGAUGGCUCAGUCCUUCCAGAAGACCUCGAUGAGGAUCCGGAGCUGAUUCUGGACGACAAGCCUCGCUAUGCCUCUCCUCUAAUCACCACUGAGCUCCUGCCAGGCCUGGAGAGAGAGAUGGCUGUAGAUGAGGACCAGGGACAGGAAGAGGAGGAGGAGAAGAGGCACUUGGAGAGUGACAGAGAGAGCCUUUUGUUAUACACUAGGAGGGAAUCACCUUCUGUGGAAGAAUCGGCUGUGACAAACCCCUACCAGAUCUUUACCCAGGCUGAGGAGGAGAAUGAUGAAGAGGCUCUGGUUCAGAAUGAAGAGGACUUUAUAACGGAACUGGAGUCCAACACAAAGAUCCCUCAGCAUCCAAUCAGUCAGCCGCUGUGGUCCUGGGUGGAGACGCCAGAGAGCGAGGCCGACUCGGACUCUAGAACUGGAGGCUCAGAACUCACUCUAACCGAUACAGACACAGAGCCUGCACAGCUGGCCACUUCUGGCAGGAGGAAGAGGAGGAAUCAAGGCCAUGCUAUGGUGCAGACGAGAGAAGGGCACGGUGAUCUGCCAGAGAGAGAGGAUGGAGAGGGAGAGGAAACGCCCAUCUUUAGUCACUGGGGUUCCCCACGCAGGGUGGAGGUGUGGCUGGAGCCGGGGGAGUCUCUGGGGAUCAGUAUCGUCGGAGGCCGGACAGUUAUAAAGCGCCUGAAGAACGGAGAAGAGUUGAAGGGCAUCUUCAUCAAACAGGUGCUGCCAGACAGUCCUGCAGGACGGACAUGCGCGCUGAAGACUGGAGACAAGAUCUUACAGGUGUCAGGAGUGGACCUGCAAAACGCCAGCCAUGAGGAGGCAGUGCAGGCCAUCAAAGCAGCUUCCACCCCAGUGGAGUUUGUUGUGCAGAGCCUUUCUUCCACUCCUCGGCCUGUUUCAGUCACAGCCUCUAGUAUACGACAGCACAAGGCCAAGAGGAAAGGCAUGCAGAAAACAGGACAGCGGACUGCGCCUCCUCCGAUGCGCCUCCCUCCACCAUACAGACCUCCCAGCGUAAUGCAGGAGGAGGAGGAAGACCCCGAACAGGCCACAGAGGGGAUCAGGCAGAGGUACGGUGAGCUGCCGGGGGAGCUGCUGCUGGUGGAGUUGGAGAAGGACCGGCAGGGUUUGGGUCUCAGUCUGGCGGGAAACAGAGAUCGCUCGUGCAUGAGCAUCUUCGUGGUGGGCAUCACCCCUGGGGGGCCGGCCAGCCGCGAUGGACGCAUCAGAGUGGGGGAUGAGUUACUAGAGAUCAACAACCAGGUGCUUUAUGGGAGGAGCCACCAGAAUGCUUCAGCCAUAAUAAAGAGCGCUGCAUCUAAGGUUAAGCUGGUACUGCUCAGGAAUGAAGAUGCUAUCAAUCAGAUGGCGGUACCACCUGUUCCCACCCAGUCUUCCUUUCUGUCUAAUGAGAACCUCACAGCAGCUCCAGUACCUGCAGACAAGCCCCAGCCUCCAGAGAGCCUACUGCUCAGUAGGAGUUCCCCAGAGUCAAUCACCAAGGAACAGUCCAUCGAGCCAGGCCCAGUUAGCCCAGAGCUUCCAGAGCCCAUAGAGAAGAGCCUGCAGGAGGGCGAGUCUGCCUCCAAGAAGCUGAAGUCUUCAGAGAGAGGGGUGGAGACUGUGAGUGAGAGACUCUCCAGGCCUCCUUUGGAGAAGACCCCUAGCCUCCCAAAAACCCUGAGAAACUCCAGCAAGCUUCCAGCAGGCUCUGCAGACGUGCUGACACCCGUAGCUUCAGUUCCUCCGUCCAGCACCAGCCCAGACUUUGAGUACUGCAGCAAAGACCCUGCGACAUGUCCCAUACUUCCAGGGCAAGAGACGGUCAUAGAGAUCUCGAAGGGCCGCUCCGGACUGGGCCUCAGUAUAGUUGGAGGCAAAGACACUCAGCUGGAUGCCAUAGUGAUCCAUGAGGUGUAUGAGGAGGGUGCUGCAGCACGGGAUGGGCGACUGUGGGCAGGAGAUCAGAUCCUUGAGGUGAAUGGCGUGGACCUGCGCAGCGUGGCCCAUGAAGAUGCCAUUGCGGCUUUGAGGCAGACUCCAGCUAAAGUGCGUCUGACGGUUCUGCGGGAUGAGGCGCAGUACCGUGAUGAAGAAAACCUAGAUGUGUUCACUGUGGACCUCCAGAAGAAGAGCGGCCGUGGCCUGGGCCUCAGCAUUGUGGGCAAGAGAAAUGGCACAGGUGUCUUCAUCUCAGAUGUAGUUAAGGGUGGUGCAGCUGAUGUGGACGGGAGACUCAUGCAAGGAGACCAGAUCCUCUCAGUGGACGGAGAGGACAUGAGACAGGCCUCUCAGGAGACCGUUGCUGCCGUCCUCAAGUGUGCCAGGGGGAUGGUGCAGCUGGAGCUGGGCCGGCUGAAGGCUGCCUCCUGGAUCUCCUCCAGACGCACCUCACAGGGAAGCCAGUUGAGCCAUGUGAGUAACACAACAAAUAGCAGCAUCGCUGCCCCUGUGGCCCACACCACCAUCAGCCCACCCAACCAGCCCCCCAGCACCACCAGGAGAGCUGCACAUGAACCCAACAACAAAAGCACCGGAUCUGAAACAGGCCUCCGCACAGUGGAGAUCACCCGAGGCCCCACUGAUGCGUUAGGUAUCAGUAUAGCGGGGGGAAAAGGCAGUCCCCUGGGGGACAUCCCAAUCUUCAUUGCCAUGAUCCAGGCUAAUGGAGUGGCUGCCAGGACCCACCGCCUCAAGGUGGGGGACCGUAUUGUGAGCAUCAACUCCCAGUCUCUGGAGGGUCUGAGCCAUGGCGAAGUAGUCAACAUGCUAAAGAACGCCUUUGGCAGCAUUGUUUUACAGGUGAUAGCAGACACUAACAUCAGCGCCAUAGCCAGUCAGGUGGAGAGCAUGUCCUCAAGCUCCGCCCUCAGCACCAAUCCAGAGACCCAGACUACAGAGCCAGAAACUCCCAAGCCAAAGAGCAUCACUCUAGAGAAGGGUUCUGAAGGACUGGGCUUCAGCAUAGUGGGUGGCUUCGGGAGCCCACAUGGAGAUCUUCCUAUCUAUGUCAAAACAGUCUUCAGCAAGGGGGCAGCAGCGGUGGACGGGCGUCUGAAGCGCGGGGAUCAGAUCCUGUCUGUGAACGGAGAGAGUCUGGAGGGAGCCACACAUGAACAGGCCGUGGCCAUCCUGAAGAAGCAGCGAGGGGUCGUGACGCUGUCUGUACUGUCCUAACACGCACUAAUAUGCACAUGAAGGACUGCCUGGCAGGGAGCCAGCAAGAACUGCACAACUUACUGAACUCACACCUUCCAUUCCUGUCAUUUCACUGAGAAGUCUUAAUGCAGCCUCUGCGCGCCGCAGAGACGCUACGCAGUCGGCCACCUCCAUCACCUUCAACUGCAGCACAGCUGAGUCAUACAGAUUGCUGCAGGGAGAUGGGAGUGAACAGACACUCACAGGUGGACUGGAAGGAGAGAAAGACAGAGAGAAAGACUGCUGAGACUGAGUAGCACUUUGCUCAGCUUCUGCUUCAAGCUUGACCCCUUUAAUAUCUGUCUGUGUGUCCGUGUGCUGGAUCCAUGGCUAAUGAAGAAGGGAAAUUGCUGAUGACCUGUGAGCUCGGAUCCUUUUCAUUAUCUUUGUUUUAUGUGGAUAAUGAGCAGGUAUUGAACCUGGCUAACUCUUCUGUUGGCGGCAGCAGCUGAGGUGGAUGUGGUUAACCUGAAGGAAACUGCUUCAACUCAAAGAGCUCAUCUGGGCAUAAUCCUCACACACACACACACACACACACACACACACACACACACACACACACACACACACACACACACACCAAUACGACUCUCAAAAUCACCAGCCGACUGACACCACGCUCUCAAAAUCACAUUGCUUAAUAAAUAAUCAGUAGUCACUGAUUUCAUUUCAGAUCCACUGCAUAGAAACCAGGAUGUAAUGUGAUAAGGGAUAUAUUGUUAAUGUUAUACAUGAUCUAUAUAACAUGUAUAUUGCCUAUGCUGUACUGUGCAUAUGUCUAAGGCACCUAAGCAAAUUGUUUGAAGUCAUUUAUCUCAGCAGUAAUGGUUUUGUACAAACACUAUACUAACUUGGAUACUAAUACAUGUAAAUACAGUAAAAAGUCAAGUUUCAUGUUUUCAAAAAAGUUGUGCAAGUUUUAUUAGCAAGUUAAAAGAACAGGUUUUGUUCCACGUUUCUCCUGGACGCCCCCAGCUGACAGAUGUUGUUAAAUUCCAUUAUCAGUACACCUGAUUUGAACUUCAUGAAGGAUUGAUUGAGCCAAAGCAGGUGUGAAAUGAAUUCUCCAAAUAAUGCUGGGCUGGCAAAAGUCAAAGUUUGGAAAUGGUUAAAUGAAUACAUUAACAUAUCGUCACUGUCCAUAGAAACACACGUAUCUCCUUGUUUAUUGAUUUUUAUUUUUGUACAUCAUUUGAACACAGCAGUUCUCCUUUACAUGAUGACUGGACCAAUAGAAAUGCCCCACUUAGAAUACAGUCUCUUUACAUUAAAGUAAAGGUUUCUGUUUUGGAGAUACUUGGUUUUUUUGGAUGGCGAUGAUGUAUAAAAGAGAAAUUGUUUUUGCCCAGAUAAACUUUUUAAAUUUCUCAGGUGCCUAAGACUUUUGGACAGUACUGUAUAGUAUAAAUGUCAUCACUGUCGGGACACGUUUUUAUCUUUUUGUCAUUCUGUAACAUUUUUUGGAUAAUUAGAACGCUUUAAAUUAAAAUAAUGAAACCCUUUGUGCUGUGUCAAAAGUUUAUGAUGAAUAGCCCAGUUUCAAAUUCACUUUACGUUAGCAUCCGUUAAAGGUUGAGAAUGUUUUUGUACCUUCUCUUGUAAACUUAGCAUUUUGGAGAUUUGAGGACCUGUUGGUUUAUUCAUCGUUGUGAAUUUUUAACACGUUGCAAAGAGUUUUUAAGUUAUGCAAAAAGUAAAAAAAUGACAAAUCAUCACCAUCAUAACAAAACUUUGUACUUCCAAAGGAAACAAAACAAACAUUGAAACCAGAUUUUAGAGCAUUUCUGUUAGUGUAAGUUUAACACAUUGGGCAGCAGGUGUUUCACAAUCUGUGAGAAUAAAAAACAAAUAAAAUUGAGAGAGAAGGUUUUGUUCCGACAGUGAUGAUAUAUGAUAUAGUACAAUGUGAAGGUAUAACUGACCUUUCUUAAAUCAAACUGGAAAUUCUAUUUUUGUUUUGUUGUUUGAUUUUUCAGUCUGCUGUAUUUGUUCAUCCUUUUUUUAGGUUGAUGAUGUAUAUUCUUCAUUUUUGUACUGUUUAUGAAUAAUUAGAAAUGUUGUAAUUUCUCAUAGUGAAAAUAGUAAAAUAGAGUAAUUUAGAAGCAGCUGUCCUGUUUAAUAACUGAUUAAUUAAGUCUGAUAAACUAUCACUUUGCAGAGAAAUUUAUGCAUUUUUAUGCAUCUUUUUUUCUUACAUAACCUUUUACCAGAUCGCAGAUCUCAUCAGUGUAAAUAUGUAAUUUAUUUCCUUAAUUUGAUUCCAUUUUGUUGGACAUUUGAACUAGUUUUCCUGUAAAAGUCUUAAUGAAGAUGGUUCCUAUAUCCUGCUUUGUGUGUGUGUGUGUGUGUGUGUGUGUGUGUGUGUGUGUGUGUGUGUGUGUCCCACAAUGUGAGGAAAUCCUGUGUCAGCUGGACUCCCUCUCUUCAAAAAGGAAGUGUGCCAGAUUCUUGCGAGACAUUCUAAUGACCUCAAGGUCUAAGCAAAUGCCAGAGGAGCCUCUAGUCAGGGCUUCCAGACUGAAGCUGUUGGGCCUUAAGUCCAUGUUUGCCAUUCUCCAGCCUCCUGGGUUGAACUCAUAUAGGGCUUUAUGAUGAGCGCAUGGCCCGAAUCAGAUAUUUCAGAGCAGGGAUGCGUUAAUUUGGGUGAGUUUCCUCAAAGCACCUUAGCACUAACUUCAUUACGAGUCACAAGCAUCACUGAAUCUGGUGAUUUUGAAUGAUCUUAAAGGAAUACUCCAGCAUUUUUCAGCCUAGUCUCUGUCUGACUUAUCUGUACUGUACCAUCAACUACCUACUCAGUAGACAGUCAUUGGGUUCUGUGUGUAAACGUAUGAAAUACGUGACCAUAUAAAACAAAUAUGAAACUUGUGAGCUUAUGAAAACUCCACGCACACCUCUAUAGUGUUAAUGCAUUCCCACAAUUUUCUAUGGAGGAUUAGCCUCACCUGUGAUAGAACACAUACAGAUUUCGAAAGUGGCCGAAUUUAAAAAUAACAAAUUGAAAAAUGAAAUUACAAUCUCUAAAACUUUAAAUCUCUCUCUCUCUCUCUCUCUCUCUCUCUCUCUCUCUCCCCUCCAGCCAAAUAUAAAGGUUCCCUUCUUUUUUUCCACUGUGUAGGUUCUGAAUGUGACAUGCAUUCUCGGAAAAAAAACAACCCCAAAACAACAAGACUGAUUACCUUUUACUACAAAUGCAGAACAACGUAAUCCUGCGUGUUCACCUGGUUGUUGGAAAUGUCCACUUCAUUGGCCAGUCUUUGUGAAAUGAUCAGUGUAAUGUUUUCUAGUUCCAAAGAAACCGUGUUGAGAUCCAUGUUAUUAGAUCAUGAGAGAUGCUCUAAUAAACCUGAUAACUACAUUUGCAAAGCAA